AUGUCCUCAAGCAUUAGCAGUUCCUCAGGCAGUAGCAGUUCCUCAAGCAUUAGCAGUUCCUCAAGCAUUAGCAGUUCCUCAAGCAUUAGAAGCUCCUCAAGCAUUAGCAGUUCUUCAAGCAUUAGAAGCUCCUCAAACAUUAGCAGUUCCUCAAGCAUUAGCAGUUCCUCAAGCAGUAGCAGUUCCUCAAGCAUUAGCAGUUCCUCAAGCAUUAGCAGUUCCUCAAGCAUUAGCAGUUCCUCAAGCAGUAUCAGUUCCUCAAGCAUUAGUAGUUCCUCGAGCAUUAGCAGUUCUUCAAGCAUUAGAAGCUCCUCAAGCAUUAGCAGCUCCUCAGGCAAUAGCAGUUCCUCAAGCAUUAGUAGUUCUUCAAGCAUUAGAAGCUCCUCAAGCAUUAGCAGCUCCUUAGGCAGCAGCAACUCCUCAGUCAGUAGUAGUUCCUCAAGGAGUAACAUUUCGUCAAAGAGUAGCAGUUUUUCAAGCGACAGGAGUUCCUCAAGCAGCAGUAGUUCCUCAAGGAAUAGUCGUUCCUCAAGCGGUAGCAGUUCGGCAAUCAGUAGAAGUACUCUAAGCAGCUGUAGUUCCUCAAGCAGUAACAGUUUUUCAAGCAGCAGUAGCUCUUUAUGCAUGAUCGGCUCAAGCAGUAGCAGCUCUUCAGUCAUUAGUAGCUCCUCAAGCAGUACAAGUUCCUCAAACAGAAGCAGCAGCCGCAGGAGCUCCUCAAGUAAUAGCAGUUCAUCGAGUUCAAGUAGGAGCAGUUCUUCAAGUAGUAGUAGGUCUUCAAGCCGUAGCAGUUCCUCCAGUAAUAGCAGCUCCUCACAUAGUUGUAUUUCUGCAAGCAGUGAUAUUCCCUCAAGCAGCAGCAGUUCUUCAAGUAUCAGCAGUUACGCCAUAAGCAGUAGUAAGAUAAAAUCUACACCAUUCAUAUACCCUGGAGCACCUUAA
Molecule: messenger RNA, 942 nt
Organism: Penaeus chinensis
Lineage: Eukaryota; Metazoa; Arthropoda; Malacostraca; Decapoda; Penaeidae
Exons: 2
Coding region: 1-942 (313 amino acids)
Source: RefSeq, a predicted model, not a curated record